Zasmidium cellare ATCC 36951 is the source of this 321-nucleotide messenger RNA. RefSeq lists its product as uncharacterized. The transcript has a single exon. Lineage: Eukaryota; Fungi; Ascomycota; Dothideomycetes; Mycosphaerellales; Mycosphaerellaceae. The coding region runs from base 1 to 321 and encodes 106 amino acids. The record is from RefSeq and is a predicted model, not a curated record.
AUGCCAAUCGUCCAACUCCGCACUUACACCCUCAAAUCCGCCAGCCUUGCGGCAGCGUACGCACAACGCUGGAAGCCUACCAUGGCCAGCAUCGCCAAACACAACAUCACCACUCGAGGAGUCUACCUGAGCGAGACGAACCCAAAGCAAGUCGUCGCUGUUGUCGAGUUCAAAGAUGGAGAUGAUCCGGACACGAAGAUUGGCGAAUAUGCUAGCAGUCCGGCUUUCAAGGAGGAUUUGGGGGAGAUCGAUUUGAGCAGUGAUUUCGAAGUGGUUGAUGCGCAGCUCUUGAAGCCAACGAGCUUUUCGCCGGGGCGGUAG